CUGCACUUGCGCAAGUAAAACAUGCUCAAAUUCGCCGUUAAAAGGUGCUUGAAGAGACCUGUUGGCGCCCAUGGUGGUGCUCGUGGUGGUGUUCGCGGUGGUGUUCGCCACGUAUCACAAUUGCCCCCAAGAGAUGAGGUUAUUCCCAAGUUCUCCUUCCAGAAGCAUACACACACUGUCAGCGCCAUAGACAGCGACGUGGCGUCGCACUUUGGCCAGGAGGUGUCGUUGUCUGGGUGGAUCGACAAGAAGCCCAAGAAGAUGGGCAAGAACAUCGUGUUCGCCACGCUGAGAGACUUUGAAGGGAACUUCACCCAGAUUGUCUCAAAGGACCCGAGUAUCGUGUCUCUGAUCGAAUCAGCAAACGUGGAGGACUGUGUCACUGUGACUGGUGUUGUUGAGCAGAGAAGGGCGAGAAAUGCCGAAGACAAGGACAUCCGUUGGGAUGUGAAUCUGAGAGAGUACCAGACUCUCAACCAUUCUGAUGUGCUGACGGCUCAGUUGGAGUCGCUGAAGGCCACGCCUAACGACUUCCCUCAGCAGUACAGAUACUUGCAACUGCGUAUCCCGUUCUACCAGCAGGCUCUGAAGAAGAGAUCUCAGGCUGCGACGGUGGUGAGAUCGGAGCUUGCCGAGAUGGGAUUCACCGAGAUUGAGACUCCUCUGCUGUUCAAGUCGACGCCUGAAGGAGCCCGUGAGUUCCUGGUGCCCACGAGAAGAAAGGACCAGUUCUACGCACUGCCUCAGUCACCACAGCAGUUCAAACAGCUGUUGAUGGCCAGUGGAGUGAAGAACUACUUCCAAAUCGCUCGCUGCUUCCGUGAUGAGGAUCUGAGGGCAGAUAGACAGCCAGAAUUCACACAGGUGGACUUGGAGAUGUCUUUUGCAGAUGCUGCGGAUGUCCAGCGUACCGUGGAACGUGUCGUCAAGCGCAUUUGGAAGGAGGUGGCUCAGAAGGACAUCUACACGCUGGACUCCACUGGACAAGCUGAACUUGGUCCAUUUGUCCAUCUUUCGUAUGACCAAGUGUUGAGCCAAUACGGUAUAGACAAACCAGAUCUGAGAUCAACAUUGAAGUUCCACAAUCUAGAAGGGCUGGCCACUGCUGUGGAGAAUGCUGAGUACCCAGUGUUCGAAGUGUGUGUGUUGCCAGGGGCAUUUGAAGGUAAGGCAAAGCUUCCAAAGAAGCUGUUUGACGAUUCAGAGUAUAGAAAUAGGAAGCCAAUCAUCGUGCCAAUUAAAACAGAAGAUGAUCGUACUAAAUGGGUUGAAAAGUUCCAAUCAAUGGUGAAAUUCCAUGAUUUGGGGAAGAUCAAUGAGCUUUUGAACUUACAAGUAGGCGAUGUCAUUGCAGGUUCUACACGGUCAAAAUUGUCCUACGAGAACCCAACACCAUUGGGAAGAUUUAGACAAUUGGCUAUCUCUGAAUUCCCAGACAGAUGGAGACAUGACGGUGUUGAUUUCGUCGGUGCAUGGGUUGAAGACUUCCCAUUGUUCAACCCACAUGAGUUGCCAGAAGCUGAGAAAGUUGAUUAUCCAAGGUAUGACUACACGAAAUUUGUCUCCACUCAUCAUCCAUUUACAAUGGCUAAACCAGAAGACUACGAACGUCUUGAUUCAGCUCCAUUGUCAGUGAAAGGUGAGCACUAUGACCUCGUUGUCAAUGGCGUUGAAUUGGGUGGUGGUUCCAGAAGAGUCCACGACUCUCAGGUCCAAAGAUUCAUCCUCGAUGAGAUCCUCAAGGUUCCAAACCCAGAUAGAUUGUUUGGCCAUCUCUUGAAGGCAUUGUCAAUGGGCUGUCCACCACAUGCCGGUCUUGCGCUCGGGUUUGAUCGACUAUGUGCCAUGUUGAUUGGGAGCUCAAGCAUCAGAGACGUUGUUGCUUUCCCAAAGACUCAAAACGGUACUGACCCUGUUGUUGAGAGUCCAAGCACCAUCUCUGAUGAGGUGUUGAAAGAGUACCACAUCAAAAAAGUGUGAGAUAGCACCACGUCGUGUACAUAAUAGCAAAGAGAAUAUGGAAUAUUUAUAUCUGUAUAUAGAAUAUGACUUUAAAAUCAAAGAAAAAUCAAAUUGGAGUAUGAGAAUUUGG
Williopsis jadinii is the source of this 2092-nucleotide messenger RNA. RefSeq names its product aspartate--tRNA ligase MSD1 (gene MSD1). Gene Ontology annotation, biological process: aspartyl-tRNA aminoacylation. Gene Ontology annotation, cellular component: cytoplasm; mitochondrion. Gene Ontology annotation, molecular function: aspartate-tRNA ligase activity; nucleic acid binding; ATP binding. Lineage: Eukaryota; Fungi; Ascomycota; Saccharomycetes; Phaffomycetales; Wickerhamomycetaceae. The coding region runs from base 22 to 1980 and encodes 652 amino acids. The record is from RefSeq and is a predicted model, not a curated record. The transcript has 2 exons.